Messenger RNA from Vigna unguiculata (cowpea), 1386 nucleotides. The record is from RefSeq and is a predicted model, not a curated record. Lineage: Eukaryota; Viridiplantae; Streptophyta; Magnoliopsida; Fabales; Fabaceae.
AUGCAAAAUAGACUAGAUGCCACCAGGAUUGGUUACCGAUACUCUAGUCGGUUAAAUCCCAAGGUUAACGACGCCAACCCUUUGUCAAAUACGAUCAUGGAGGAGCCGAUUCCCCAUAAUUUCGUGAUCCCAAAGAUCGCACCCUUCACUGGAAACUCUGAUCCAGAGUUAUAUUUAAAAGCGUUUCAGGCUCGGAUGUUGAUAUCAGGGGGAAACGACGCAAUACGUUGUAAAAUGUUUAUGGGCACGCUAGCCGAAAUUGCUCUUGAAUGGUUCAACACUAUUUCGAGCUCCACAAUCAACUCGUUCGCCGAAUUCAAACGUGCUUUCCUGGAAAGAUUUUCGGCUAAUAAGGCCAAACCAGUGGAGAUGGCAGACAUGUUUGACAUACGACAAUAUGCUGAAGAAUCAUUAAAACAGUUUCUCAAUCGCUUCACCAAUAUUAGCAUGAGAGUGGUCGAUCCUAACGAGGGUUUACUUGUAAAAGCCUUUGUGAAGGGGCUUCGUGCUAGUUCUUUUAGUGAAUCCUUAUAUCAGAUCCCUCCAAAGACGUUGAUGGAGAUAAGACAAAGAGCAGCGGUAGAAAUAGAAACUGAAGAGGCCAUGCGUCACAAAAAAGCAGGAGAUAAGAGGGUGUUGGCUAACACAAAGAGCGAACGAGAUGUUAAAACAUCUCGAAGAGAAAGGACUCCGCCUCGGACUAGGAUGGAUCGCAGGUUCGUUCCUUACGUAGCUCAGCAGAGAACCGAGUAUAUUCGAACUCGAAGAAUUCCCAAUUUCAUAUUAACUCCAGCGGAAAUCCUAGAAGAUGCGGAAAUAUCUAAACAUCUGCGUUAUCCAAGUAACACAGGGAGGACCCUCGAGAGCCGACCGAACGCUUGGUGUAAAUUUCAUCAGGCGGGAGGUCACGAUACUAAUUUGUGUUAUGCUUUAAACAAUCAGCUCUCGGUGUUAACGGAUAAGGGACUCAUGGGGAAAUACAUAAAAGUAGAUGUAGAUGUGAAGCCAUCUGGAACUCAUUCGGUUACCGAUUUGCACGAAACACCCGUCCUAAGGGAUUUCAAUACGAUAGCAGGAGGUUUCGCGGGAGGUGGACAGAUCGGCUCGGCUAGGAAAAGAUAUGUAAGGAGUGUCAUGACCACGGCCAAAAUUGAAAGGCCGAAGAAAGUUCCAAACAUUGUGUUUUCGAGCGAGGAUAUAAAAGGAGUAGUUCCACAUGAAGAUGAUCCUAUAGUAUUAUCUGUUAUCAUGAUGGGAAGGAAUGUUCAUAGAGUACUGGUCGAUCAAGGGAGUUCGGCAGAUGUGAUGUUCUGGAACACCUUUGUAGGGUUGCAAAUACCGAUAGAUCAAUUAAGACCUUUUGAUGGAGUACUUGUUGGUUUCUAG